UUUUUUUAUUGUAGUUUACGUGACUCGAAGAAUGAUUUGUGCGGCCUCGUGUUCUUUGCCGUUUUACAUGUAUUAACUUAAGACUGAAGCUUGGGAAACAAACACUUUUGCAGUAUUAAUCAAGAGAUAGAUUUGGUCCAAGAUGUCGCUGUGGGCGAGGGCUCAGCAGCUACCCCAGGAGAGCUUGCAAAAGGUGCGGGCUAUCUAUGGCGACCAUUUUCCUAUUGAGGUCCGCCACUGCUUGGCGCCGUGGAUCGAGAGCAAGAUAUGGACGGCGGAACCCGAAGAGCAGCAGCGUUUCUUCGUGGAGGAACUGGUGCAGGAGAUCAAGACGACAGCUGAACUGAUGCUGUCUCCGGACAUGUUCGUCACCAAGAUGAAGCUGUUCGAGGCUGCCAAGGCCUUCCACGCGCAGUACAGCCACGCUCCACACGAGCUAUACGCGUACAUCCGGCGUUGCCUGGCCUUAGAGAUGGAGGUUAUCCAGAGCGCCACCCAAUAUGUGGCCCAGCCGCACACUGAGAGGAAAUACAGCGAGCUGUUAACAGACCUGCAGACCGUCCGUCAGAAGGUGACGAUGGUGAGCGAAGAAAUACGCUCACUGCAGGCCCACAACGAAUCGUUCUCGCUUCAGUACCACGAGUGUCUCAAGAACAAAGGUCACAUCCAGUACUUGCAGUCUUCUGGGCAGCUGACCAAUGAGCGGCGAGAGUUGGAGGCCUGCCUCCGAAGCCAGAUCGAGGAGAUGGAGAGGAAACUCAAUGCUUUGGUGGCUCAGAUCAAGCAGGCUCAGAUGGAGCUGGUGGACCAUAUAAAGGAGAACAUCGCGACUCUGCGUCAGCUGCAGAGCAUUGUGCUGGACGACGAACUCAUCAGAUGGAAACGUGAGCAGCAGCUGAGCGGCAACGGGCACCCCAUGCAGUCCAACCUCAACUCCAUCCAGGAGUGGUGCGAGAUGCUCGCCGACCUCAUCUGGACCACCCGCCAACAGGUGAACAACGCGACGCGCAUCAACAGCAAGACCAUCAUACAGCUACGUCAGCCGCACCUCGAGGAGAUGCUUGAAGAUAUGGGCAAACAGGUCACCAGCCUUCUGUCCACCCUCGUGACUUCGACCUUCGUCAUCGAGAAACAGCCGCCUCAAGUUAUGAAGACCAAUACACGUUUCACGGCUACAGUCCGGCUGCUAGUCGGAGGUCAACUCAACGUGCACAUGACCCCUCCCAGAGUCACUGUGGUGAUAAUAUCAGAGCAACAAGCCCAGCUGCUGCUGAAGAGCGAGUCCCCAGCAGGUCGAGGCAAGCAGCCUGUCGAGUGUGGCGAGAUCCUCAACAACAGCGGCUGCAUGGAGUACCAGCCCACCAGCCGUCAGCUCAGUGUCAGCUUCCGAAACAUGCAGCUGCGUAAAAUCAAGCGAGCGGAAAAGAAAGGGACAGAGAGCGUCAUGGACGAAAAGCUGACCCUCCUGUUCCAGUCAGAGUUCAACGUCGGCGGUGGCGAACUCGUGUUCCAGGUGUGGACGCUAUCCCUGCCGGUGGUCGUGAUCGUGCACGGUAACCAGGAGCCCCACGGCUGGGCCACGGUCACGUGGGACAACGCGUUCAGUCCUGCCGGCCGAGUGCCCUUCGCCGUGCCAGAUAAGGUGACAUGGGGCCAGCUAGCCGAAACUCUCCGAGUCAAGUUCUACUCCGCGACGGGAGGUGAUCUCUCCGAAGACAACUUACGAUUCCUGGCCGAAAAGAUAUUCAGCAGAUCGAACGUGCCCCACAACCAAAUAGAGCUGAACAACCUGACCGUAUCCUGGAGCCAGUUCUGCAAGGACGCCCUCCCCGAGCGCAGCUUCACCUUCUGGGAGUGGUUCUACAUGGUGGUCAAGGUCACCAGGGACUAUCUGCGGACCCUGUGGGUCGACCGAUUGAUAAUGGGCUUCAUACAGAAGAAACAAGCAGAAGACAUGCUCUCUAAGUGCGCUCCGGGCACAUUCUUACUCCGCUUCAGCGAUUCCGAACUUGGCGGGAUCACUAUCGCUUGGGCUGGAGAUGGUCGCGAAGUAUUUAGCCUCCAGCCAUUCACAUCACGCGAUCUGACACAACGACCUCUAGCCGACCGGCUGUCUGAUCUGACACAGCUGCAGUACUUAUACCCUAAUGUGGCUAAAGAUGAUGUGUUCUCCAAAUAUUACACGAAACACGAAAACGAGAUGCUCAAGAACGGUUACGUGAAACCAGUGCUGGUGACCACCCUGCCUCCAUACAUGUCGCCGUCGCCGUACGCGCACUCGCCGGACAGCCAGCGCAACACCCCCAGCGUUCAGAGCAGCUACCUGAGCGCCGCGACCCCCGCGCUGACGGAGAGCUCCUUUAUGGACAGCGACCUGUUCGAGCAAAUCCGAGCCUUCGAGCCUGACAGCAUGGACGACUUCAGCUUCUACCAGGGCAACAUGAGCAACAUGUCAAACAUGUCCAACAUGACCAACAUGUCUAACAUGCGGGAGUGAGAUGCCAGAUUGAGAUGAGAAUUUAAAUUGAAGAUUCUGUUUCACGGCGGAAUGUUGCAGUCAAUUCUAGCUUAAAAUGUAACCAUUCAUAGUCUAUGUAGAAUCCGUGCCAUAGAGUUCAAACAUAUUUACAAAUUAUUAGUUUUAUUUCAAGCUUUUAUUUACUUAGAUUAAAUUAUGUAUCAUCAUCAUCAUCAUCAUCAUAUCAGCCAGAGGACGUCCACUGCUGGACAUAGGCCUCCCCCAAAGAGUGCCACAAUGACCGGUCUUGCGCCACCCGCAUCCAGCGGACUCCCUCGGAGCGGAAAUUAUGUAUACGUUAUAUAAAAUACGGAAGAUAAUGUCAUAUGCAAUAGUAGGCCAUUUUAUUUUUAAAUUGUAAUUUGUAAAGUGUUAUGAAAAUGUAGAAAUAAUACUAACACUAUAUAUUUAGUUGGGAUAUUGACCAUUAUAGGCAGGAUCCCAAAAUAAGCUGUAUUUUUCAUAUUUUCUUCAGUUUUUUUUAUAAACGGCCUAAAGUGCAGACUAAAAAAUAAGAUAAUAGUUUUGACGUAUAUUACCAUGACUUAAACCUAUCGAGGUAUAAAAAUGUUAUUCUUAAAAAAAAGAUUUUGUAGGCCAUGGCCUACCCAUGGGUAAAAAACAUUAGAUAAUUUUGACCAAGUUUUCAUGACAUUUAAUUGCAUUUAGAUGGUAAAAUGCAAACGUUAAAUUGAUUGUUACUUUUAUUUUAUUUAAAAACCAGUUUUUAAGUGCCAUUUUUACCAUUCAUUUUGUAUAAAACAAUAUAUACUUUAUAUUACUUACAGUUCUUCCCUUCGCACAUUAAGUGUUUAAGAAUAUAUGUAUAUACAAAAAAACACUGAUAAACCCAACACACUGAAAUGACAGUCCAACUAUGCUUGAAAUCAAUGUAUAUAUACAUAUAACAUUUGUUAUGAUUUGAUUUAAUUAUCCUAGUGCUUCAAGGCCUAUCACUAUUUUUUUCUGUUAAAGGGGUUACAAAGUGUGACAUUGUAAAAGUAACAUUUUUACAAUUAAAUGGAGACGACUUAUUAAAAUAUUUAAUCGUCUUUGGUAUUCCAAAAAGUACAGGCUUGCCCAAAAAUACGGUGACUUUUUUUUCAAUGCAUAUUGCUGAUGUUUUUAACAAAGUUUUAC
Molecule: messenger RNA, 3658 nt
Organism: Cydia splendana
Lineage: Eukaryota; Metazoa; Arthropoda; Insecta; Lepidoptera; Tortricidae
Gene: Stat92E
Product: signal transducer and activator of transcription 5B
Exons: 23
Coding region: 143-2497 (784 amino acids)
Biological process (GO): defense response; regulation of transcription by RNA polymerase II; regulation of cell population proliferation
Molecular function (GO): RNA polymerase II cis-regulatory region sequence-specific DNA binding; DNA-binding transcription factor activity, RNA polymerase II-specific
Source: RefSeq, a predicted model, not a curated record